AUUAAUGUUUACUGCAAAUUUAAGUAAUUCUGUAAUCAGUUUAUGAACAAUUUUCUUAACAGUUUUCAAAUGUUUCUUAUAUAUAUAUAUAUUAUAAUAUGCGAAGAAAAACAAACUGAAAUGAAUGACAGAUGAGAAAAAUCAGUAACUUAACCAUGUUAUUAAAAUAAUUUGAAGUACAAAAAUGAUUAAUAUGUCAUAUAAAUAUAGGACAAAGAGCACUGCAUAUUUUCGUUUUAGAAUAUCGUAAAAAUUUCGAAUUAUGUCAAACAAUAUCUAUCAUCAUGAUCAAUAUAAGCUUAAUCAAAUAUUCGAGCAAGUAAAAGCUAUUUCGGAGGUAGUGGAUGAACUUAGGAUAGCACUAAAUGAUUUGAAGAAGGCAGUCAUCGAUGUAAAUUGUAAGAGAGUUUUUCUUGAGUCUACAAAAGAAAAUAAUAAAAUUGUCGAAUCGACUGUACUGAGAAAAAUGAAAAAUGAAACGUAUUUUAGAAAUACUGGAACUUGCACAAAGAUCGAUGAAAUGCAUCAGCUCACAGAUAAUACCCAGGCUUGGAGAUGUUGCUCAGUUUCUUCAAAUUAUAUUCAUUCUGAGAGAAAAAGCGAUCAUAAGCCAUCAGCGCAUCCAAUUAGAUCCUUAAUGUACGAUAGCCUAAAAUUAUUUAAGAAUAAAAUUAUAAAAAAUAUACAAAGCAGUCUAAAAACUCGACGAUCACUCGGGAGCAAUGAACAUAAAUGUGUGACGUCCAAUCAACAGCAAUUACAAAUGUGCAUUCUGCAAAAAGAGAAAAAGCAAAAAUCUCUCAAAAAUACAAGGAAUAAAGACAUAAUUAAAGAACACAACACUGACAUCAGCAAAGAAUUAUAUAAUUCGACAGAUAUAUCAUUAACAUUCGACGUUUCUGUACAAACAGAGAUCGCUGUAUGGCAAGAAAACGAGGAAAAUUUAUCCAAUUUUCCAUAUCAAAACGUGAUAAAAAAUACACAAGCAAGGCCGUUAUCAAUGAUAAGCGAUGAUCGUUUUAUGAUUCAUUCAGAUCGGCUCACGGGCGAUUUAUCGAAAAAUCACGCGAAAUAUAUGUUCUUGACGAAUAAAAGAAAAAAAUAUAAAAAAUGUUCGUGCAAAGAACAAUGUCCUUAUGCACUAUACAAAUUGCCGUGCAACAAAUACAAAUGCAGUACACCGACAAAAAAAGUAGACAACGAAAUAAACGGAUUGACAUUCGAGUGCAUAAGUUUCCAAAGAAAGAAUAAUUUGCCGAGAUUUGUAAAUGUUGAUACAGCACGAGAGAAAAGUGAUAGACGUUUCGCGGAUUUUUCGCCUGUUAAAUUUAAAGUGAAUGAAUCUUCAACUUCUUCGCUUUCGGUGGAUCUCGAAGUUAAGAUUCACAAGGAGUAUCCCAAUUCGGAGAACAUCGACGAAUUUUCCAAACGGAGAAGAGCCAGAACGUAUAUUGUAAAUAAAAAAAGUAUGAGAAAAAAUGACUUAAUUAAAAAUUUUGAAAAG
Nylanderia fulva is the source of this 1504-nucleotide messenger RNA. RefSeq lists its product as uncharacterized. The record is from RefSeq and is a predicted model, not a curated record. Lineage: Eukaryota; Metazoa; Arthropoda; Insecta; Hymenoptera; Formicidae.